AAGUUCCAAAGGUAAAUGGACAAAUACAGCCCAUUUUCUCCUCAGACGACGCCUGAUGCAGCACUUCUACCUUUUGAAUUAAAUAGACUUUGUGUCUGAAAUUGAAAACCCCAAUUCCCCAAAUUAGAAAGCCAUGGAAAAAAUAGGUAAGAGGCUUCAAGGGAAAGUUGCAAUUGUCACAGCUUCAACUCAGGGCAUUGGCCUUGGUAUCGCCGAGCGGCUUGGGUUAGAAGGCGCCUCUGUUGUCAUUUCUUCUCGCAAACAGAUAAAUGUUGACGAGGCAGUGGAAAAACUUAAGGCAAGAGGAAUUGAGGUUUAUGGAUUAGUAUGUCAUGUGUCAAAUCUACAGCAGAGGAAGAAUCUGAUUGACAAGACCAUUCAGAAAUAUGGAAAAAUAGAUGUUGUUGUAUCAAAUGCCGCUGCCAAUCCAUCUGUUGAUUCCAUUUUGGAAACUAAAGAACCAGUCCUUGACAAGUUAUGGGAGAUAAAUGUGAAAUCCUCUAUACUUCUUUUACAAGAAGCAGCUCCUUACCUUAAGAAGGGUUCUUCUGUAGUUCUUAUUUCCUCUAUUGCUGGCUAUCAACCACAGGCUUCCAUGGCUAUGUAUGGGGUGACCAAGACAGCCCUUCUUGGGCUUACCAAGGCCCUUGCUGCUGAGAUGGCUCCAAAUACUCGUGUAAACUGUGUUGCACCUGGCUUUGUGCCCACACAUUUUGCUGCAUUUAUUACUACUAAUGCUGAUGUUAGGAAGGCCAUAGAGGAUAAAACAUUGCUUAACAGACUUGGAACCACAGAUGAUAUGGCUGCAGCCACUGCCUUUUUGGCUUCUGAUGAUGCUUCGUAUAUAACUGGAGAAACUUUGGUAGUUGCAGGAGGAAUCCCAUCCAGACUUUAAGUUAUACGUUAGCUUUUAUAUAAGCUUGCGUUUCACUUUUCUUUAUUUAUUAUGUUGCCAUUUUCUUCUCUUAUCCGACCUUCUGUCUUGAGGACCCAUCAUUGUAAGAAGUGCUUAAUAAUUGACUGGCAUGCCUGAAAGAUGAUCAGAUAAAUCUUUUGGUUGCACAAAAUCAUUUGCCAUGAACUUUCCUCAUUUCUGGAUGAGCUUUUGGAUGGUUUUCUCCUCCUGCUAA
Molecule: messenger RNA, 1130 nt
Organism: Coffea eugenioides
Lineage: Eukaryota; Viridiplantae; Streptophyta; Magnoliopsida; Gentianales; Rubiaceae
Product: short-chain dehydrogenase/reductase SDRA
Exons: 6
Coding region: 134-895 (253 amino acids)
Molecular function (GO): oxidoreductase activity
Source: RefSeq, a predicted model, not a curated record